CACACAUCACACCAGCCAGCAACGUUCUCUCCUUCCUUCUUGUCUUGGUUGUGUCGACAACGUGUGUCUGCUUCGUGCUUCGACGUGAGACACCCAGCCAGCGUGUACGAUUCAACAGCAACAGCAAGCGAGCAAACCAAGCAACCCAAGCUCAACAAGCAAAGCAACAGUCUUUCUCUUCUUUCUCGGUUCCACUCUCGUCAGGCAACCACUGCCAUCAUGAGUGAACAGAAGCAGCAGCAGCAGCAGCAUGGCGAAAUUGAUGAGGGCCUGUAUUCGCGUCAGCUCUAUGUCCUCGGUCAUGAGGCCAUGCGCAAGAUGCAAGCCGCUCAUGUCCUCAUCUCUGGCAUGAACGGCGUUGGCGUCGAAAUUGCCAAGAACGUCGUGCUUGGCGGUGUCAAGUCCGUCACCAUCCACGACGAGAACCCCGUGUCGUUGCGCGACCUUUCCAGCCAGUUCUUCUUGCGCGAGGCCGAUGUGGGCAAGAACCGCGCGGCCGUGACCGCAGACCGCCUCGGCGAGCUCAACCCGUACGUGCCUGUCAAGGUGCUGACAGGCGAGCUGACAGAGGAGGCCAUCAAGCCCUUCUCCGUGAUUGUGCUCACUGCCAGCACGCUGGACGAGCAGCUCCGCAUCGACGCCGCCGCCCGCGCCUCCAAGAAGGCCGUCGUCGUCGCCGAGACCCGUGGCCUCUUCGGGCAAGUGUUUUGCGACUUUGGCCCGUCGUUUGUGGUUACGGAUGCCAAUGGCGAGGAGCCCGCGAGCGUGAUGCUUGCCUCCAUCUCCCGCGACAAGGACGGCAUUGUCACGUGCCACGACGAGGGCCGCCACGGGUUUGAGGACGGCGACUACGUUGUGUUCUCCGAGGUGCAGGGCAUGACGGAGCUGAACGACGGGAAGCCGCGCAAGAUCACCGUCAAGGGCCCGUUUACCUUCUCCAUCGGCGACACCACCAACAUGUCCGAGUACGUCCGUGGCGGUGUGGCCACGCAGGUCAAGCAGCCGACCACCGUCACCUUCAGCUCCCUGGAAGAGAGUCUGAAGAACCCGGAGUUUCUCCUCUCCGACUUUGCCAAGUUUGACCGCCCGCUGAUGCUCCAUGUCGCCUUCCAGGCACUGGAUGCGUUCCGCAAGCAGGAGGGCCGCCUCCCGCAGGCCGGCAGCAGCGGUGACGGGGACAAGUUCAUGGCGCUUUUCAACGACAUGAACAGCAAGCGCGAGUCCAAGGCGGAGGUGGACGAGCGGGUGCUGCGGCUGUUUGCGUCGCAGGCCACCGGCAGCGUCUCCCCAAUGGACACCGUCAUCGGCGGCAUUGCCGCCCAGGAAGUCAUGAAGGCGUGCAGCGGCAAGUUCAUGCCCAUCCGCCAGCACUUUUACUUUGACAGCCUCGAGUGUCUGCCGGAGGAGGGCGACCCAACGGACCUCGACCCGACUGGCACGCGGUACGACGGGCUGAUUGCCACGUUUGGGCAGACGUUUUUGAAGAAGCUGAAGCAGCAGAAGUGGUUCCUUGUUGGUGCGGGCGCCAUCGGCUGCGAGCUCCUCAAGGUCUUUGCCAUGCUUGGCCUCAGCGCAAGUGAGGAAGGAAAGCUGAUUGUGACGGACAUGGACACAAUUGAGAAGUCCAACCUCAACCGCCAGUUCCUCUUCCGCCCCUGGGACGUCACCAAACUCAAGUCUGACGUCGCAGCUGCGGCCGCCAAGGCCAUGAACCCCGAGCUCAACGUCGUUGCACACGCCAACAAAGUUGGCCCCGACACCGAAGCGCUGUACAACGACGAGUUCUUUGAGAGCCUGGACGGCGUCGCCAAUGCGCUCGAUAACGUCGAAGCACGCCAGUACAUGGACUCGCGGUGUGUGUUCUACGAGAAGCCGCUGCUUGAGUCUGGCACGCUCGGCACCAAGGGCAACACCCAGGUUGUCAUCCCGCACCUCACAGAGUCGUACUCCUCCUCCCAAGAUCCUCCUGAGAAGUCGAUUCCGCUGUGCACGCUGAAGAGCUUCCCGUACAAGAUUGAGCACACGCUGCAGUGGGCUCGCGACCUGUUUGAGGUCAUGUUCAAGCAGACGCCCGAGAACGUCAACAUGUACCUCCGCCAGAGCGACUACCUGGAGAACGUCAUGAAGAAGCCCGGCUCUGAACCUCUGGAGACGCUCGAGUCUCUCAAGGAGUCACUCGUCACGCACAAGCCGCUGUCCUUUGACGACUGCAUCACGUGGGCUGUGCAGAAGUUUACGAAGCUGUACCGCGACUCCAUUAUGCAGCUGCUGCACAACUUCCCGCCAGACCGCCUCACCUCGGAGGGCGUCCCAUUCUGGUCCGGCACCAAGCGCUGCCCCUCCCCGCACGAGUUUGACCCCGAGAACCCGCUGCAUCUCGACUUUGUGAUUGCUGCAGCCAACCUGCGGGCGAACGUGUUUGGUCUCAAGGGCACGCGCGACGUCGCCACCUUCAAGAACGUCCUCUCAACCAUCUCCGUGCCCCCAUUCGUCCCAAAGGAAGGCGUGAAGAUUGAGACUGACGAGAAGGCUGCGCAGAACCAGAACCAGACGCCCGUGUCUGACACGGAGGAGCUGCGGACCAUUGCCGCGUCGCUGCCGCCGCCAAGCAACCUCGCCGGCUACUGCGUCAACGAGCAGGACUUUGAGAAGGACGACGACUCAAACUUCCACAUGGACUUUGUCACCGCCGCCUCAAACCUCCGCGCCACCAACUACAAGAUUGAGCCCGCAGACAAGCACAAGUCCAAGGGCAUUGCUGGGCGCAUCAUCCCUGCCAUUGCCACCACCACCGCCGUCGUCUCCGGUCUCGUCGGCCUCGAGCUCUGCAAGAUUAUCAAUGGCGCAAAGAAGAAGGAAACGUACAAGAAUGGCUUUGUCAACCUCGCCCUCCCGUUCUUCGCCUUCUCCGAGCCCAUGCCUUGCCCCAAGAAGGAGUACAAGGGCAAGGAGUUUACGCUUUGGGAUCGCUUCGACGUCGACGCAAACCAGACGCUCAAGCAGUUUAUCGAAAGCUUCGAGAGCGAGCACGGGCUUGAGGUUGGCAUGAUGUCGUGCGGCGUGUCCAUGCUGUACUCUGGAUUCAUGAUGUCCGCCCAGAAGCGCGAGCACCGCCUCGGCCUCACGCUGAAGGAGCUUGUUGAGGAGGCGUCGAAGCAGCCGCUGGGCGAGCAUGUGCGGCGGUUUGUGCUGGACGUCAUGGCCGAAGAUCCGGACACGGGCGAGGACGUCGACACCCCCUUUGUUGUCGCCCACAUUGACAAGAAAUAACGACGCACCACGGCACGGUUGUGUUGCGGAGUGCCCUGUGUUUGGUGGCGCUGUAGCUGUCAACAAUGGCGCUGCCUGUUUCCCUCCUUUCCUCUUCCCUCGUUGCUGUUUGUGUGUUGCACGUUGAACAUCACUGUCCUCCACCGCGCAUAUCGUUGCGUGUGUGUAUGUGUGUGUGUCUGUUGAGAUUCUUUUGCUCGCUUGAUGGGUAGCACCAGUUUCCUCCCAACCACAAUCUCAAUGUCACAACCCAAUGAAACACCCACUUACGACCCA
Salpingoeca rosetta is the source of this 3546-nucleotide messenger RNA. RefSeq lists its product as uncharacterized. Gene Ontology annotation, biological process: protein sumoylation. The coding region runs from base 220 to 3270 and encodes 1016 amino acids. The record is from RefSeq and is a predicted model, not a curated record. Gene Ontology annotation, molecular function: SUMO activating enzyme activity. The transcript is spliced from 20 exons. NCBI's taxonomy places the organism in Eukaryota, Choanoflagellata, Craspedida, Salpingoecidae. Gene Ontology annotation, cellular component: cytoplasm; SUMO activating enzyme complex.